GCCAGGCAGCAAGGCAAGCAACAGGCGUCUAGCUUUAUUUUGUUUGCCUUGAAAAUGUCUGAGAAACCGGGACCGUCUAGACAAAAUCCUGUAAAUACAGACGACGAAGACGAUCGUCUGAAUUUCUACAGUGAUAAUUUCGAUCCUUUAUUGUUUCUCACUAGUGAACGUACGAAAAUUCCAAAGCCCGACGCUCAAACCUUCGAUAAUUUGGCUAUGUGGCAUUCGCACUACAACAGACCGGCGAACGAGAAGAAAAAGGAAAUUCCAAAGGAGUUGCCUGCUAGGAGAUGGUUACCUCACCAGUUACCGAUCCAAUCGAAAAAACCGACACGUAUAUUCACAGACGUAUUCACCAGAAUGGAGGCCACUAAGGGACCUUUAGCGACGCUAAGGAAGUACAUCGAAGAAAAAACCAGAAUCAAGGUUGUCACAGCUAAUCCAAGAGGCAUCCGAGGCUACUGCCUAGCAAAUCUACUAAUGUUCGACAAACAUUUCAACCUUGUACUUCAGAACGUUGAAGAAGUUUGGCAAAGAUCUAUUACUAUAAAGAAAGAUCCGAUUUUAACCGAUCUUUUUCCUGAGGAUCCAUCUCGACAGAGGAAUUCAAGAAACCGAAUAAGAUUGCCAAAAAUGGAAACCAAAAAAUUAAAGAAAAAUACAGAAGAGUGUAGAAGACGCGUAGAUCAAAUGUUAAUGCGCGGUGAGCAGGUGGUUUUAAUAUGUGCCGCUUCUAAUGAGAAAAAGUAGUGACGCGUAUUAUUGAAAGUAUAGCCAUAUAAGCAGAAAUUUCGAAUUUACGUUAAUUAUAUUUUAAGUAUUAUUUUUGUUUUUGAUUAUAGGGUUUUGUUGUUGUGUUGAACUUUAGAUAUAUUUUUUCUAUAAUUUAAUGUUUCUAAAUUAAUUGUAGGUUUUUCAAAUAUUGCAAGCAAAGUUACUCAUUAUUUGUUUUUUUUUACUUAUGUUUAGGUAUAUACUUUCCACUACUUCAAAUUGAUGUUUUUGUAUUAUGUUUAAUAUUAUGUUCCUGAAUUGAUUCAAGGCGUUGAAAUUAUUGUUAUGCAUCUAGGAAAACAUAAGACUAUUUUGUAAUUGAAACUCUCUGUUUAUAAUAAAAGAUUUUAUAUUGGAA
This is a messenger RNA of Ceutorhynchus assimilis (cabbage seed weevil), 1132 nucleotides long. The record is from the annotation of a GenBank genome assembly. NCBI's taxonomy places the organism in Eukaryota, Metazoa, Arthropoda, Insecta, Coleoptera, Curculionidae.